This is a messenger RNA of Triticum aestivum (bread wheat), 852 nucleotides long. RefSeq lists its product as uncharacterized. The transcript has 2 exons. The record is from RefSeq and is a predicted model, not a curated record. NCBI's taxonomy places the organism in Eukaryota, Viridiplantae, Streptophyta, Magnoliopsida, Poales, Poaceae. The coding region runs from base 236 to 583 and encodes 115 amino acids.
UCGAAGAGGAGGUCUCCAGGCUGGCUGCCCGCGUAGCGGCCAGCUCGCCGGCGCUGGUGAGGGUGGCCGUGGGGGCACUGGCACGCAGCGGCAGCGCGAUGCCCUGUUCCGCCUCUUCGUGGGCACGAUCUGCGUGUUCGUCGCCGCAACAGUCCCCUACGUCGUUGCAUUCCGAGCCUGCACCGGGAAAUGCACCGUCGCCUCGGUGCUUUGGGAGAUCUUGCAAUAUUCCGGUAUGCUCUCCAUGCUUCUCAUGACGCCAGCGACGGCACUCUUCUUCCUUCGCGCCGCCGGCAGCGAGGUCAAGGAUGAUGUGGAAGAUCGCGUUCGUUGGUGGCCGCUACUCUGGUGGGCGGCUGUAGCGUUGUUCAGUGUGGCGAUGUUGGCGCAACUCAUCGGGGUCGUUCUUCAAAUGUAUGGAUUUCCAGAGGUUUCUUACCUUCUCCGCACCGCGGCUCUGUUGGGCAUGCUCCUACUCGUCACCUUCUUCUGCAUCCGUGCUAAUGUGGCGCUGUGGAGGAUGAAUCCACAAGAGCCGGCUGCAGUUGUUGUCGCAGUAGCUAGAUUGAUGUGUAUAGAGUAGUAAUCUAUCUAAUACUCCCUCUAGUGUUAAAAAACACCUUACAUUAUAGAACGGAGGGAGUAAUAACCAAUAACUACUCCCCUCUCUGUAUCAAAAUAUAAGUGGUUUUUUCACACUCUGAUAUUGUCAAAAAGCGUCUUGUAUUUUGAUACGGAGGGAGUAGUAGGCUUGGCUCAAUCUUCAACGCUAGUGCUGCUGUGCUGAUGCAGUCAGUCAGUAUGGUUGUUGUUGGUUAGUUACUAAAGUACUGGAGUAAUCUAUCUAACACA